This is a messenger RNA of Penicillium nucicola, 3279 nucleotides long. Its product is annotated as urease Ure. Gene Ontology annotation, molecular function: nickel cation binding; urease activity. The transcript has 8 exons. Gene Ontology annotation, cellular component: urease complex. NCBI's taxonomy places the organism in Eukaryota, Fungi, Ascomycota, Eurotiomycetes, Eurotiales, Aspergillaceae. The coding region runs from base 1 to 3279 and encodes 1092 amino acids. Gene Ontology annotation, biological process: urea catabolic process. The record is from RefSeq and is a predicted model, not a curated record.
AUGUCUUCCAACAAUGAAACCGUCGAGGUCAACAAAGAAGAGCUCCGUCGGGCUGGCGACUUGAUUGUCAUGCGCCUCAUGGAGGUCCAGAGCUACCUCGCCGACCUCGGCAAGGCCUAUGUUCAGCAUGUCAAGAGCAUCACCGACGGUGAGGGCGCCCACAUCGAGCUCCCCCUCGGUCCCACCUUCACCGGCGGAGACUUCCCCGGACGCGCCAGCAGCCCCGGUGCCAAGUCCGAAGCUGGCGGUCCCAAGAAGCGCAAGCGCGCCCCCGCCGACCCCAAUGCGCCCAAGCGCGCCUUGACUCCCUACUUCCUGUUCAUGCAGACCAACCGUGGCCAGAUUGCCGAGGAUCUUGGUGACAAUGCGCGCCCCAAGGACGUUGCCGACGAGGGUACCCGCCGCUGGCAAAACAUGGACGAGAAGGACCGCGGGGUCUGGAAGCAAAUCUACGCCGAGAACUAUGAAAAGUACAAGAAGGAUAUGGCCGCAUACAAGGCCACUAAGGCCGAAGAGGAGCAUGACCCCGCUGCGACUCAGCUGCAACAGGACUUUGCCGGCGCCGAGCCGGAGCACGAGCUCGAGCAAGCUGAAGCCGAGCCUGAGAAUGCCCAGUCUGACGAGGACACCGAGUCCUCCGAGUCCGAGUCUGAGUCCCCUUCUCCUCCCAAGGCCAAGACCCCCACUCCUCCCCGCAGCACCGUUAAGCGUCCUCGUAUCAGCAAGGCCAAGGAGGUUGAAACCCCUGCCAAGUCGCCUGUGAAGAGAGGUCGCAAGGCCGCUGUCGCUGAGCCCGUCUCUGCUAGCAAGGACAAGACUCCUGCUGAUACCAAGCGCAAGGCACGUGGAGUGCGGCUCAACCAUGCUGAAGCUGUGGCCUUGAUCUCCUCUGUCCUGCACGAGCUAAUCCGUGAUGGCCACUACUCCGUCGCCGAUCUCAUGUCCAUCGGCAAAACGAUGCUCGGUCGUCGUCACGUCCUCCCCUCGGUCGUCGGAACACUAGUCGAGCUACAAGUCGAGGGAACCUUCACUUCGGGUACUUAUCUCGUGACCGUACACCACCCCAUCAGUAGCAAUGAAGGCGAUCUGGAAAGAGCGCUGUACGGCAGCUUCCUACCUGUGCCUGCGCCAGAGGCUUUCGCCGACCCUGACCCCGAGGACUUCCACCCGGAGAAGAUGCCCGGCGCGGUCAUUCCGGCCAAACACGCACGCGUCGAAUUGAGCAGCGGACGGAGGCGCAUCAGGUUGAAGGUUAUGAGUAAGGGUGAUCGGCCAAUUCAGGUUGGAUCGCAUUAUCAUUUCAUCGAGACGAACCCGCAGCUGCACUUCGACCGUCAUCAGUCCUAUGGAUUCCGGUUGGAUAUCCCGGCUGGUACAUCCAUUCGCUUCGAGCCGGGCGAUACCAAGACGGUGACGCUGGUCGAGAUUGGUGGAAAUCGUGUCAUCCGCGGUGGAAACUGGUUGGCAAAUGGACCGGUUGAUCUGAGUCGCGCCGAGGAGAUUGUGACCAAGUUGCAGGCUGCUGGGUUUGCACAUGUACCUGAGCCCCAGGCGGACAGUGCGCUUAUUUCUGGGUUCUCCAUGGAGCGCGAGGCGUACACGCGCAUGUUUGGUCCUACGACCGGUGAUUUGGUUCGAUUGGGCUUGACUGAUCUUUGGAUUCGGGUCGAGAAUGAUUUGACGAAUUAUGGUGAUGAAUGUGCCUUCGGUGGUGGUAAGACGUUGCGUGAGGGUAUGGGUCAGGCCUCUGGUCGCGGCCAUGCGGAGUGCGUGGACACAGUCAUUACGAAUGCGUUGAUUAUAGAUUGGACUGGUAUCUACAAGGCCGAUAUCGGUAUCAAGGAUGGACUCAUUGCUGGUAUUGGAAAGGCUGGAAACCCGGAUGUCAUGGAUGGGGUGCAUCCUGAUUUGGUUGUUGGCUCCUCGACCGAUGUCAUUGCUGGAGAGAACAAGAUUGUCACCGCCGGUGGUAUUGACACGCAUAUCCAUUUGAUCUGUCCUCAGCAAGUGGACGAGGCUUUGGCCUCUGGUAUUACGACCUUCCUUGGUGGUGGAACCGGUCCUAGCACUGGAUCAAAUGCGACAACCUGCACGCCUGGACCCAAUCACCUGCGCCAGAUGAUGCAAGCAUGCGACAGUCUACCUAUCAAUAUCGGAAUCACAGGCAAGGGCAACGACUGCGGCCGAAAGAGCAUCGAAGAACAAAUCCUAGCUGGCGCAGCCGGUCUCAAGCUGCACGAGGACUGGGGUUCAACCCCAGCAGCAAUCGACAAGUGCCUGGAACUCUGCGAUGAGUACGACGUGCAGUGCAUGAUCCAUACCGACACACUCAACGAAUCCGGCUUCGUCGAACAAACGAUCGAAGCCUUCAAGGGCCGCACAAUCCACACCUACCACACCGAAGGCGCAGGAGGCGGCCACGCACCCGAUAUCAUCUCCGUCGUCGAACACCCCAACGUCCUACCAAGUAGCACAAACCCAACCCGUCCCUUCACUCUCAACACCCUGGAUGAGCACCUGGAUAUGCUAAUGGUCUGCCACCACCUAUCAAAGAACAUCCCUGAGGACGUCGCCUUCGCAGAAAGCCGCAUUCGCGCAGAAACAAUUGCCGCCGAAGACGUCCUCCACGACCUUGGCGCAAUCAGCAUGAUGUCCUCCGACUCACAGGCCAUGGGCCGUUGCGGCGAGGUCAUCCUGCGCACGUGGCACACGGCGCAUAAAAACAAGACCCAACGUGGACCGCUGGGAUCGGAUGCCGAUUCUGGCGCUGACAACUUCCGCGUCAAGCGCUAUAUCAGCAAGUAUACCAUCAACCCGGCCUUGGCACAGGGUAUGGCGCAUGCCAUUGGUAGUGUUGAAGUCGGAAAGGUGGCCGACUUGGUCAUGUGGAAGGCUAGCAGCUUCGGUACGAAGCCGGUGUCUGUGAUCAAGAGUGGAAUGAUUGUGGUUGCGGAGAUGGGCGAUCCGAAUGCUUCGAUCCCGACCAUCGAGCCGAUGAUUAUGCGGCCGAUGUUUGGUGCGCGCGUCCCGCAACUGUCCAUUAUGUUUGUCUCGCAGGCUUCCAUCGAUGCUGGAAUCGUCCAGUCAUAUGGACUGAAGAAACAAAUUAUGCCCGUUAAGAACUGUCGCACUGUCGGGAAGAAGGAUAUGAAAUUCAAUGAUACCAUGCCGAAGAUGAAGGUUGAUCCGGAGAGUUAUACCGUCGAAGCAGACGGCAUGCUCUGUGAUGCCGAACCAGCCACCGAACUGCCCCUAACACAGGCAUACUAUGUCUUCUAG